Terrapene triunguis (Three-toed box turtle) is the source of this 2117-nucleotide messenger RNA. RefSeq names its product alpha-methylacyl-CoA racemase (gene AMACR). Bases 105 to 1256 code for a protein of 383 amino acids. Gene Ontology annotation, cellular component: mitochondrion. The transcript is spliced from 5 exons. The record is from RefSeq and is a predicted model, not a curated record. Gene Ontology annotation, biological process: bile acid metabolic process. Gene Ontology annotation, molecular function: alpha-methylacyl-CoA racemase activity. Lineage: Eukaryota; Metazoa; Chordata; Testudines; Emydidae.
GACGGGGCCGUUGACCGCCGGGUUUGUGGCCCGGAGGGGGCCGGGCCGCGGCGGCCGCUCGAUGUUUCGGCGCUCGGCAGGAGGCCGCGGAGCGAGGAGCAGCCAUGGCCCUGAGCGGGGUGCGGGUGCUGGAGCUAGCGGGCCUGGCGCCCUCCCCGCUCUGCGGCAUGAUCCUGGCCGACUUCGGGGCGCAGGUGGUGCGGGUGGAUCGCUGCCCCCGCUCGGCCAUGAACACCGACGUGCAGGGCCGGGGCAAGCGCUCCCUGGCGCUCGACCUGAAGCAGGGCGCCGGGGCGGCGGCGCUGAGGAGGCUCUGCCUGCGGGCGGACGUGCUGGUGGAGCCCUUCCGCCACGGUGUCAUGGAAAAACUUGGUCUUGGUCCAAAGGUCCUUCUACAGGAAAAUCCAAAACUUAUCUAUGCUAGACUUACUGGAUUUGGCCAGUCAGGAAGAUAUGCAAAGUCUGCAGGUCAUGACAUCAAUUAUUUGGCUUUGUCAGGUGUGCUGUCGAAACUUGGUAGAAAAGAUGAAAAUCCUUAUGCACCAGUAAAUCUUCUGGCUGAUUUUGCGGGUGGAGGUGUCAUGUGUGCAAUGGGUAUAAUUAUGGCCCUCUAUGAACGUACAAAAUCUGGCAAAGGGCAGGUCGUUGAUGCAAGUAUGGUAGAAGGAGCAGCAUAUCUAAGUUCUUUCCUGUGGAAAUCACAAAAUUUAGGCCUUUGGAAUAGACUUCGGGGGGAGAACUUGCUGGACAGCGGAGCACCUUUUUAUGAGACCUACAAGACCCUAGAUGGGAAAUUCAUGGCAGUUGGUGCCAUUGAGCCCCAAUUCUAUGAGCAGCUAGUAAAGGGACUGGGGUUAGAUUUAGAUAAACUUCCCAGUCAGCUGAGUUUCUCUGACUGGCCUGAAAUGAAGAAAAUGUUUGCAGCUUUAUUUUCCAAGAAGACACAGGCAGAAUGGUGCAGGAUCUUUGAUGGCACAGAUGCCUGUGUGACGCCUGUUUUAUCUUUGGAUGAAGUUGCCUUAUACCAGCAUAACAAAGAGCGUGGUUCUUUUAUCAAGAAUGAUCAGGAAGAGAUAAGUCCUAGACCAUCUCCUCUUCUUUCAAGGACUCCAGCUACUCCAUCUUCCAGAAGGGAUCCUUUUAUAGGAGAACACACAGAAGAGAUACUUCUAGAAUUUGGCUUUACCAAGGAAGAGAUUGCUAAACUUCACUCUGAAAAAGUAAUUGAAUUCAAUAAGCCAAAAGCAAAUUUAUAAUAUCUACCUAUGCAAAUCAGAAAAGUUUCAGACUGUCACCAUAUGAUUUUAUGCAUUAAAGUUGGAAUUACAUGAGGAAAUGUUAAUGUAGCACCACUUUUUCAGGGCCGGGGGUGGAGGGGUAGGGGUAGGGUGUCACUGUUAAAUUAAUGCAUUAAUUGAGGACUAAAUGUACAAACUGUAUUCCUAAUUGGAUUAGAAUGCCUACCGAAUGUUACCUUUGAAAUUUUGUCCUGGGGGUGUUUGUUUUGAAAAGAUCUGCAAUAUUUGCUUGUUAUAAUGGUUUAUGUAAUGUUUAAUGUUUCCUUCAAUAAGUGUAUUAUAGGAAAUGUGUGGUUGUUUUAAUCCUUGUGUUUUUAAUAUAUGUUCUAAUUAGCUGAAGGCAAUGAUUUUUAUAAAAUACUGUUAUACUUCAUAAAGAGGUUGCUGUGUUGUUCAUUUAUACAUUUGAGAGAGAGCUCUUUUGCCUGUAUUUUCACAGUAUUGAUAUAAAAUUAAUUUGCAUUCUCCUCUCAGAAUAUACAUUAAAAUACCAUUAUUUUGGCAUGAUCUGCUUAUAGUGGUAUAUGACAGAGCAACUAUAUUUAAAGCCUGGCUACCUUUCUAUCGUACUGUUAGUCCCAUGACUGUAUUACAUUUGGAGUCUUAAUUUGUCUGGAAAAAUUGCCCUGGGUUGAAAUUUGAUAUAUUAAAGUGUCUGCCAAUAAGCAACCCUUUCCCCCUAUUCUGAAAAAAAUGGAAAAUAGGUGUAACCAUAUGAGUAAUAAACAAUAAGUUACCACAUAUAGACCAUAGUCUCUUUCAAAGUUAAAGUGGCCAUUUGAAACCUUCUGACACAUGAAACAUUCUGGCACGUCUUAU